AUGCUUUUAUUAACCUCAAACUAUUGCGCAUUUUCUAGAAUCCGACAUGUGGCUCAUCAACAAAUACGUCGUUGCUCUUCUGGUGUGCUUGUGUCAUGGAGGAAUCGUUUUCAACGCCUGCAGCGGGCUCUGCAGAAAGGCACCUAUUUGGCACCCGGAUGUCUGUUUGAAACACUGCAGUGGCCUGGCAAAGCUAUUUUUGAGACCUAG
This is a messenger RNA of Cylicocyclus nassatus, 210 nucleotides long. The record is from the annotation of a GenBank genome assembly. NCBI's taxonomy places the organism in Eukaryota, Metazoa, Nematoda, Chromadorea, Rhabditida, Strongylidae.